Molecule: messenger RNA, 2140 nt
Organism: Hippoglossus stenolepis (Pacific halibut)
Lineage: Eukaryota; Metazoa; Chordata; Actinopteri; Pleuronectiformes; Pleuronectidae
Gene: sp8a
Product: sp8 transcription factor a
Exons: 2
Coding region: 400-1626 (408 amino acids)
Biological process (GO): regulation of transcription by RNA polymerase II
Molecular function (GO): RNA polymerase II cis-regulatory region sequence-specific DNA binding; DNA-binding transcription factor activity, RNA polymerase II-specific
Source: RefSeq, a predicted model, not a curated record
UAAACUAAACAUCUGUUGUUUUUGAACUAACUUUACAAAUAAGUUGACUUAACUUGACGUCGAGAGAAAAUAAAAAUAAUAGGUUUUCCCAACAGUAUCUUUCACAGGAAAUCCCACAUCGUCUCCCCUCGCGAGAUUUCGCUUUUAUAAUUUACGAGCAGAAAUGUUCUCGGACAGUCCGAGCUGUCCUCUGAUUGGUCCUCAGGCUCCCAGCGGACACUUCAAAGACACGAGGAAACUACAACUACUAGAGCAGUGACAGAGAAACACACACUCGCACACACUAUUCAUCGCAGACAGUCGCUGCGAGCACAGCACACACACUCGCUCACACACAUACUCCCUCUCCUCCUCACACACCAACACACACACUCAGCAGAAGACAGCACAACACGGACCAUGGCUGCCACACUGCUCCGGGAGGAGCCUCGGCUGGGCAGCACCCCGCUGGCCAUGCUGGCCGCCACCUGCAGCAGGAUCGGUGAGGCCGGACCCUCCUGCUCCCCUGCUCUCUCCGACGGAGCCAUGGGACUCGCAAAGGGCUUUCACUCGUGGAGAGGCGGCGCCCCGGGCAUGUGCCUCGCGUCGCUCGGGGUUCCCUCUGGGCCCCCCAGGAGCAGCGGGCCCGGACUGACGGAGACCUCCAGCGCUUUUUCGGUGACCACUGCCAACUCUCCUUUUGGAAACGAUUUUUCGAUGUACCAGCCCACUGUGCCGUCAGACAGCAAUAUACCCGAUCCCACUCAUGCGCAGCGGUCUAUGUUUCUCACCAAGUUCCCCCCCUCGGUGGAAGGCAUUACCGGGAUAUAUCCGAGGAUGCACGCACACCCCUAUGAGUCCUGGUUCAAACCGGUGGGAGAGGUCGGUAACGGAUCUUCUGCUUGGUGGGACAUGGGUACCGGCUGGGUUGACGCACAGCCCCCUGCCCGGUUACCCUCACCUCUGAGCGGCUACAGCACUGACUACAGCUUCAACCCCGGUGCUCCUCAGCACCUGCUCCCCACGACACAGCAUCUGUUUGACGGAUUCAGGCCUCCAGUUCAUGGUCCCUACACCGAGUCCACGACCACAGGGGCGUUAACAGGAUCACCUGUCGUCUCUCUGCCCGCGUCCUCCCGCUCCUCCUCACGACGCUACUCCGGCAGAGCCACAUGUGACUGCCCGAACUGUCAGGAGGCGGAGAGCCUGGGUCAGGGGGGCUCGAGCCCGCGUCGGAGGGCCCUGCACAACUGUCACAUCCCCGGCUGUGGCAAAGUCUACGGCAAGACCUCCCACCUGAAGGCCCACCUGCGCUGGCACACCGGGGAGAGGCCGUUCGUCUGCAACUGGCUCUUCUGCGGGAAACGCUUCACGCGCUCCGACGAGCUCCAGCGGCAUUUGCGCACGCACACCGGGGAGAAGAGGUUCGAGUGCUCGGUUUGCCGCAAACGGUUCAUGCGCUCCGACCACCUGAGCAAGCACGCCAGGACGCACGGCGCGGACGGCUCGGAUGACGGCGGCGACGCGGGACUCGGUAAAGUGAACAGCGACACGGACACCAGCCUGUCCGGGAGCCCGAGCCAGUCCCCCGGGCUGCCCGCGCGCGAGACUGUCCCCCCCGGUGAGGGACAGAGGGCGGUGGAAUAAAUCACACAUACACAAACAAGUGGACAUUAGAUUACACUGAACCAGAGGAGCGUGAUUUCCCGAACACUUACAAACUGAAAUGGCACUUUAUCAUGAACUUCAGCUGUGGAUAAACACUGUCUUUACCUCAAAUAUCAUAUUUGUAGCCUUCUUUGCAAAAUAAAUUUUUACCAUACAGUUUUUAAAUGUUGAAGAUUUGUUAAUUCUAAUUUAUUCUACAGUUAUUCUCAUUUACAAUAAAACAAGAAGCCUGUUUUCACUUCUUUGUUUUGUUCUUGACAAACAUGGUCAGACAUUUUUUUAAUUUCAGCUUUAAAGCCAUUGCCCUUAAAGAUUAUUUAAAAUAUAUAUUUCGUUGAUAUACAUUUUUAUAAGUGAGCUUUGCCUGUUAGGACAAUUUUGGCACAUGUAAAAUUUGAUGUUGGGCCUGUUGGUCAGAGGCCUGUGAUUUAACAAAAGCUUUUUUGUAUAUUGUUAUUUUUAAUUAAAGAAUUCUUUUUUCUUAAAGUACGAA